AUUCCACGUCACCCACCGAGGGUGAUUUUCGACUAGGAUCUUUCAUUUGCUUUUGAAAUUUCCACGUGUCACGUUAAUGGCACUUUCGCUUCUUUUCGCGGCCACAUCUGGCAGCCUAUACUGCUAUAAACAAUACCUUUUCAUUCGGAAACAUACGAGUCUGAUGUAUCCCCGCUGUACUGAUACAGAUAUGCAUCAGAAAAUAAUGGCAGAACGCACGGGUACAUGUAGAGAAUACAUACUAUGUACUGUAGACGUUACUAGUAGGAAUAACAGGAUAAGCGAAUAAUGUGCUAUAGCAUGAUGCUGGUGUAUACAAAUGCAAUUAAUCGAGAUACCGACCUUUUUCUUCUAUUGACUAGUUUUACUAUUCUACUCCGUAUUUUACCCUUUUAUCAAACUGUUUCGCCUUUGUCAAGCUUUCUAACAAGCACAUUCAAAAUAAGAUGUAUUGUAUUAGAGCCUGUAGUAGUAGCAUGAAUCUAUUUUUAUCACUCGUUGUCGUCAUUGUCGGUUGUAGUAAAAAUACAACUGGGGAUGACGACGAUGAGGGUGUGAAUUUAAUUGUUAGCGAGAAAGUAUAUUUG
Molecule: messenger RNA, 587 nt
Organism: Zychaea mexicana
Lineage: Eukaryota; Fungi; Mucoromycota; Mucoromycetes; Mucorales; Lichtheimiaceae
Exons: 2
Coding region: 77-289 (70 amino acids)
Source: RefSeq, a predicted model, not a curated record